GAGAGGUGGAGACAAAGCAAGAGCCAAACGCACAGCUGACAGAAAGACUGACAAAAUUGGACGGGCAGACAGAAGAUCUCUUCAAGGAAGAUCCGUUUGUAUUUUAUUGCAUCCUUAUUUAGUCAUGGUGAACGCAGGCAGGCUGGUGCUGGUUUUGGGGGUGCUGCUGUGUUUGGGGGCGCGACUCUCCCUGUCCCAGCACUGGUCGCAUGGCUGGUACCCUGGAGGAAAGAGGGAGCUGGACUCCCUCGCCACUGCGGAGGUUUUGGAAGAGAUAAAACUCUGUGAUGGGGGAGAAUGCAGCUACCUGAGACCACAGAGGAAAAGCCUCUUAAAAAACAUUCUGCUGGAUGCCCUCGCCCAGGAGUUCCAGAGGAAGAGGAAGUGACAUCACCCCGCUGUUUUUCCUUCACAUCGCAACUGUAUCC
Molecule: messenger RNA, 428 nt
Organism: Conger conger (European conger)
Lineage: Eukaryota; Metazoa; Chordata; Actinopteri; Anguilliformes; Congridae
Gene: gnrh2
Product: gonadotropin-releasing hormone 2
Exons: 4
Coding region: 125-388 (87 amino acids)
Biological process (GO): multicellular organism development
Cellular component (GO): extracellular region
Molecular function (GO): hormone activity
Source: RefSeq, a predicted model, not a curated record